CCCUUCCAUCUCAAAAAGUCAAACAAUCAAUUUUGCAACACAGAUCAUUCAAUCCACGAUACAACACACUCUGUAUAACUUCUUGAUAUUCUUCUAUCCCUUAAAAUUUUACACCUAGAGACUCAAAUACCGUAAAGAGUAUGCUAAUUUCCCAAUGGAUUCAGCCACUUGACAUUUUAAUACUAACGAUGUACCAGUGUUGGAAGCUCGCCUCGAACAAGCCGACCUUCUUAAGAAGGUAAAGAAAAUAUCAUCUUUAACUCCAUUCCCAUGCUAACGGUAUAACGUAGGUUGUCGAUGCCAUCAAAGAUCUCGUCCAAGAUUGCAACUUCGACUGCAAUGAUUCAGGAAUCGCGCUCCAAGCUAUGGAUAACUCCCACGUUGCGCUCGUCUCUAUGAUGCUUAAGGCUGAAGGAUUCUCUCCUUACCGAUGUGAUCGCAAUGUUGCGCUUGGUGUCAACCUUACAUCUCUUACAAAAGUUCUGCGGGCUGCACAAAACGAGGAUAUUCUCACCAUCAAAGCCGAGGAUGCACCAGAUGUUUUAAACUUGGUGUUUGAGAGCAGUGAAAGUGAUCGAUUGAGCGAGUAUGACUUGAAGUUGAUGGAUAUUGAUCAAGAACAUUUGGGUAUUCCAGAUACAGAGUAUGCGGCUGUUAUUACUAUGCCAAGUACGGAGUUCAAGAGGAUCUGUGUAGAUCUUAUGGCUUUGUCCGAGUCUGGUAUGUAUUACUGUUUUCCUGUACAGGUAUUGAUCCUAAUUUUUUGUUUUGAUAGUAUCGAUUGAGGCUUCGAAAGAUGGAGUCAAGUUCCAGUGCAAUGGUGAUAUCGGAAACGGUGCUGUUACCCUUCGCAGCCACAGCAAUGUGGACAAGCCAGAGCUUAACGUCGAUAUUGAGCUUACCGAACCGGUCUCCUUGACCUUCUCCCUUAAAUACUUGGUCAACUUCUGCAAGGCUGCUGGUUUGUCUAAAUCUGUCAAACUUUGCUUGUCCAAUGAGGUUCCUCUUUUGGUCGAGUAUCAGCUUGCUGGAAGCAGUUACUUAAGAUUUUACUUGGCACCAAAGGUAUGUUGACAUGCAUAAUCCAAUAUCUGCUGAUAGGGAAGCUAACAUUUAUUUUCAAGAUUGGUGAUGAUGAGUAGAUGAUGGUAGUCAAAAAGGUUUAAUGAACAAUGAUAUUGAAGUUUACAGCAUAUCAGUAUAGCGUGUGGGUUAAUUUAUGGAUAUGGACUAUGAUUGUGGUAAAUUGUGCCAUGAAUGAAUGGUUUUGUUCUUCAGUACCUGGCAUGCGAUGAAGCAAUUCGUUGAUUUCUCUCUGUAGAACCUGUUU
Sclerotinia trifoliorum is the source of this 1330-nucleotide messenger RNA. The record is from the annotation of a GenBank genome assembly. NCBI's taxonomy places the organism in Eukaryota, Fungi, Ascomycota, Leotiomycetes, Helotiales, Sclerotiniaceae.